Messenger RNA from Saccostrea echinata, 1138 nucleotides. RefSeq names its product large ribosomal subunit protein bL9m-like. Bases 39 to 917 code for a protein of 292 amino acids. NCBI's taxonomy places the organism in Eukaryota, Metazoa, Mollusca, Bivalvia, Ostreida, Ostreidae. Gene Ontology annotation, biological process: translation. The transcript has 8 exons. Gene Ontology annotation, cellular component: ribosome; mitochondrion. Gene Ontology annotation, molecular function: structural constituent of ribosome. The record is from RefSeq and is a predicted model, not a curated record.
GAAUGCGAAUGUGUGCUGUUAAAAAGUGAUAAUAAAUCAUGAUUGGAUGCAGCCAGAGUCGCACGGUGUGUAAACAGCUGAUGAAUCUUCCACAGAUAGCGCAGCAGAAAUUUCUCCUGAAUCAGAUACGGAGUCUUCAUAUGGUAGAAAGAGUGCGAACUGUGAUUCUACACAAAGAUGACAGAAAACCAAAGAUAAGGGGAAGACACUACAUUUAUAGAAACAUAGAGAACCCCAAUCCUUCACCAGCUGAAAUAGAUGUCCUGUUAACAGACCAUGUGGAUGGGCUUGGAAUCAUGGGUGAUAUUGUGACUGUACCUAAACGACUGUGGAGAAAUUUCCUAUAUCAAGCUCAGUUAGCCACAUACCCUACACCUGAAAAUAUAGUAGAACUAAGUCAUGAAAUGCAGGCAUUGGGAGAUAAUGCAGCCAUUCUCAAACAGCUUGGAAAAUUCAGUCGCAUAACUCUUCAGAAAAUACGAGGACUAAAUCUUCCUGUGGAGUUGAUGCCAAGCAAGACAGGCUGGACCCUAACCAAGGGACACAUUAGAAUAGCUCUUAGAAAAGUGGGUAUUGCAGCUACUGAAGAUUCCAUAACUUUACCUGAGGACCCAGAAAUGAAAACACCAGGGGUGUUUAUCUUCACAAUAACGAUGAAUGAAGCAGUGUCCCUGAAGGUACGUGGUACUUUGGUGGAGCGCCCCCUGGUAUUUGUAGAGGAAAGCCCUGCUGACAAGAUCCAGGUCUGGAAUAACCCCCCAGUGACCCCAGAUGAAGAGUUGAACCCCGUCAUUAGAAAGUUUCUCACCACCCCUGCCAUUGAUAUUGAUGCAUUUAGAUUAAGACCACCUAAAAAACCCAAGGUUCGCAACCCAAAUGUAGACAAACAAAUAUUGUUAAGAGAAGCUAACAGGUGAUUUCAUCUAUCUCAGUCUGAUAAGUGCAGAUUGCAUCCAUUUCUUAAGAGAAGACAGUUUUUCUUAUUCACUGUGAACAUGAUGCACUGAGUAAAAAACGUGAAUGUGAAUAUCAUAUUUACAUGUAUGUCUUUUUGGCAUGUGUUUUGAAUUAUGAAGUGUAAACUUUAAUGAUGAACAAGUUACCAAAAUUAAAAAUAAACUUUUAUUUAUACAUGUAA